AUGGAGUCUUUCCUCUUGGAUGACAUCGGCUCCAUGAUACAGAACAAGGCCAUUGAGAGAAUCAUCUCACCAAUGACUGUUCAGCUUUGCCAUCUGAUCAUCUCAGUGGAGAGGAAAGACAUGGACAAUGAAGUAUUUGCCUCUUUGGAGAAGAUGGCGGAGGAAUUGGCUCAAGCUAGUGAAGACUUUGUGCAAAUUGCCCAAAGGCUGGCGGGAGACUCUGAGGAAGUGUGGCUCCAGGAGGAAAUGGGGGUUGCGGCGGAGUCUCUGAUCCUGUCUUCAAGGAAUAUCACGCUGGUAGCUCAGAAGCUCCAUCUUCAGCCGGAAUGUCAGAGCCACCAGGAGGAGCUAGUGACCACAGCUCAGCACAUCCUGGUAGACACCACGAAGGUGACAUCGUCAUCAUUAUUAUUACUAUUAUUAUCUCUGAGAUUCUCUUUAGUCUUUUGGAGGACCUUUAUUUGCAAAAUGGGGGUAAAGCAGCUGCCGUUGCUUUCGCUUCGGCUCCAGAAACGUGUAGGCAUUUUCCAGCUUCUCUUCCCCCGAUUGCCCAAACAGGUCCUGCUGCUAGAAGACGCGGCGACGGCGAGGAAGAUGGUGCGAGCGGCGGGCUGGUGCCUGACUUGCCUGGACGCGCUGGAAGCGGCGGGCGACGCGGCCUCGCUGCGCGGCCCCUUCGCCGACCUGGCGGUGGCGCUGCAGAGCCUGGGCGGCCUGACUGCGUGCGGAUCCGAGGAGCGCCUGGGCCGGGCCAGUCGCCUGCUGCGGGGCUGCGUCCCUGUGCUGCUUGUGGCCGCCCGCGGCCACCUCCGGCGUCCCCGCGACCCGCGGCUGGCCGCCUCCCGGCGCCACGUCUUCGCUCUGGCCAGGAAGACCUUGGGCGAGCUCCUAGGGCGCCUGGAGCCCGGCGCCGCCCCAACGGCCCGCGCCCCGCACGGCGCGCUCCCUCGGAGCCUGCGGCAGCUGCGGGAGCUGCUGGCGGCGCCCGGACCCGAGCGGCUGCGCGGCGGGCUGGACGCGCCGCUGGCGGCCGUGGUCUGGCACUGCAUGCGCCUGGCCGCCUGCUCCCCGCCGCCCGAGCGCCUGCGCCUAGUGGCCCGUUGCCGCCGGCUGCUGGAGCUGCGGAGCGCCGGCGUCCGGCGCCUGGACCCGAUUGACGGGCCUCCGGGGACGGGCGGGAACAGCCAGGAGCCGGGGGAGGAGUGCGCAGCGCUGUGGGCCGCGACUGAGGACCUCUCCCAGGGGGUCCGCACCGGGCUGCUGCGCCAGAUCCUGGACACGUUCACCGACACGCAAAGCCCUCUUCAAAGGCUGGUCCGGGCCGCCUUGGCCACUCCCUCAGUCUCCUCCCGGUGCGAUGGCGAGGCCUUGUCUGAGAGCCUCCAGCUUCUCCUCGCUGCUUUCCACGACCAGGCCAACCGGAUGCUCAGAGUGGCUCACUUGGUCUUGGUUUGCUGCCCACGACAGCAAACUGGCGAAGACAUGGAGGCCACCAUGGCAGGCCUUUGGGGGCUCGUGGUCAGAGUGCGACAGCUUUUCUCACAAGGCCCCCAAGGGUCUGGUCUGGACUGGAGCCCUGCUGCCCUGCAGGCCCUGCUUCGGGAGUGGGCCAGGGCAUCUGAAGGCUUAUUAGCAUGUUUUGAUGAUGUUCUCGAUAUUCCUGAGUUCCUGAGUGUGUCCAUUCAGGAAAUGACCAAGCACUUGGACUUUUUCACAUGGGCUUUGAGGUGUGGAGAUUCCAGAGAGUUUGCUCCACUUGUGGCAUAUUUACAGGGUCGAGGGACACACAUAGUGCAGGUGAUGAGCAGGUAUGUGGACCAAGAUCGAGAUCCUAUUUUCCGGAAUGGCCUGAGAGUCUUGAUCCAGCAGCUGGAGCAAUCCUCCCGGGUCCUGGGUGAGGCUGGGGAGCACUGUUCAGGCGGGCACGGCUCUCGGGACACAGAUGCGCUAUUAACCUUGGCGAAACAUGUGAUCUCUUCAGCUCAGAGCAUCCGAGAGGGGCUGGAUGGAACUAACCACCCAGAUAUCCUCAGUCCCCUUCGGGACCGAGUCCAGAGGUUGGACAUGGCUGAGAGACAGCCUUAUUUCAUUCUCUCCAGCCUCCAGGAUUGCACAGCUCCUGCACUGAAACACCAAAGGGAGCCUGGGUUGAGGAAAAGCGACAAGGGCACCUCCUAUCCACCUAGGGAUCAUCUUUUUUGCCCCUUGAUUUUUGACACCGGUCUACAGAAGGUGGGCUCUCCACUCUCUGCCAUCAGCAAACCCAUGCUUGCUGUAGACAGCCUGAGCCACCAGGGAGUGACCUCGGCUCACACCAUCCUGCAGGACCAGGAUGCAGCUGUGGAGGCAGCUCAGGAGGCCCUGGCUGGAGAGGUACCACUGGGGUCAGAGACGAUGACUGGACUCCAAGAAAUCCCAUCACUAGCACCUUCUAUUAUUGACCUAGCAAGGGAGAUAGAACAUUGCGCAACUGCUAGAACUGACAGGCUUCUGGAAGUGGCUCUCCAACUGUCUGGGAAGUCCAGGGAAACCAGGCAAAGUUUGGUAGCCAUAGCUGGUGACUGGUAUUCUCUGUGUCAACAGCUGUUUUGCAACAACCCAGCAGCUGAUCUUCAAGAGAACAUGACAGUGUUCAUGGAGCUUCAGCAGAACUUAGCCUCAAUGGUUCAACUAGCAGUCAAAAGUGAACCCAUGGAUUCGGGUAAGAAGGAUUCUGACUCAGCUGGGCACCCAGAAGCGCAUUUACAAGUGCAAGGCAGAUUGGAGGAGGCGGAGACCCAUGCCAAACAGCUUUUGGACAAAGUUCUGGCCUCUGAUGGUUUCCAAGCCCCCAGGUCGUGGGAGGAGAGCAUUGAGGAUGGGUGCCUUCUAUGGUCAGUGGCUGUCCAAGACCUGCUCCAGUGCCUGGAGAGGCUCAGCGGGAGACAAGGCCUGUUCCUACUGCCCCUGCGACAGGCUGUGAAGGACCAGCAGGGGCUGCAGGAAGGGUUGGCUCAGGCAGCAGAUGUUUCUCAAAGGCUCCAAGAGGCUGCUAGGCUGUCUUCUCUUCUGUGUGGGGAUGAGCAGGUAAAGAGUGAGAUCUCCUUUCUGUGCAGGGAGGUUCAUGUGCUCACAGAUGCUCUGCUGGAUGUGGCACAGAUCCUGGCCUCCUUCCCCAAACCAUCUCCCAGCCUGUCCACCCGCUUUGAACUUCUCUGCUUGGAGCUCACCCUUCAAGCCAAGGCCCUGACUGGCCACCUCAGCAGCAUCAAUGCAGACUAUGAACGUGUCCUCCAAGGUGCCUUCUGCCCAAGGCUCUCUGUCUGCAAAGACCCCCAGACCCAGCCAGAAGGCUCUCUGGAAAGAAUGGUGUCUGGUAUCCAAGCUGUGCAGGGAAUUGUGGCUGGAGGUCAGGAGUCUGGGCCCUGCCAGGAAGACCUUCUCAUGGCUCUGGAGAGCAUUCUCGUCCUCACCAAGGAGGUAGCCCAGCGGGUCCCUGUGCUCCGAGAAUGCCCAGAGGACUGGCUUCAGCAGGAGUGGGCAGCCAAGGCCCACCAUGCUGUGGCCCAGCUCCAGGCCUGGAAAGGUGGUCACACCAAGGCUUGGAGACUCCUGGCCCAGUGCUUGAAGCCCAGUGAUGAAGAGGACCCCACCCAGCCCCAGCUCCACCGUGGGGAGGGUGCACCAGGAGCCGCUGAAGCCAGCAGUGUAGAUUCCCAGGGUGCUGCUCCAAAAGACACCGCAGGGAGCUCAGCGGGGACCCGCACUCCUGAUCCAGGCAUCACCGGGACAGCCGCAGACCUGGGCACGGUAGGAAUCACCAGGACAGUCGCAGACCUGGGCACGCACCAGCAUAGCGGCACCCCUGGCAGCUCCCCCGGCUGUCCAGCCUGGCCGCACACUGAGGUGGACCUGCCUCUCCCAGAGGAUGGCAGCGUGAACAGUGGGAACAGAAUCACCCAGGUUACCCAGGAGAUGGCCAAGGAGGUGUUCCUGAUGGCACAGAGUCUGAGGAGGAGAGGAUGCAUCCUGACCAAAGAACAGCUCAUUACCUCUGCCAGGAAAAUUGCGACUUCCGGACAAAACUUCGCCAGACUUAUCCGCAUCAUUGCUAAGAACUGUGUAGACCAAAGAUGUUCCCAGGAGCUUCUGUACAUGGUAGAGCAGAUUCAGACAAUGAGCAGCCAGCUCCGCAUCAUCUCCAGAGUAAAGGCCUCCUUGGCAAGAAGCAAGUCCUCUGAAGAGUUCCUGGUGGAAAAUGCACAGCGGCUCCUCCGUGCUGCCUCUAAGACUGUGAGGGCUGCAGAAGCCGCCAGUCUGCGGGGUUUGAGACAGCCUUCCCCAGAUCCGGAGGAACUGGAAGUUGCUGCCUUCUGCAUGCAGUGGAGAAGAAAACUGCGAAGGCACAGACUUCAAGAAACCUCAGACCUCGACUGUGAUGAGCUGGGCCUGCGAAAAACAAGCACUAAAGGGCCCCCGACACUCGUGGCCCUGGUUCAAGAAGCCUUAUAAAAGCUGAGCAAUAUUCUCCAAGUCAGACUCUCUGUUGAUGUGUGCACUGGCCCUGAGACUCUGGGAGCCCAUGGAAUGUGCCUUUUAGGCCGAAUCAGCCUGUGGGGACACAGGGGGACACGGUGGGUUGGGUGGGUGCAGGGCAGCCAGGGCUGGGCCUUGAACAGAGGUAUCCCGACAGUAUUCCCAGUCAAGGGGACAGCUCUGGGCCCCUGGUGAGACUGCUAUCUUCCUGGGAAGGAUACUUAGCUUUCUGGGUUUAGAAGGAACAUCACACAUAGACUGGGCAAGGAUGGGGUAAAAAACACCCAAGCCCUAUUAGCUUAAGCCUAUAUUAAGAUGUUGCAAUGUGAAAACAGUCCCAGCACGUUCUACAGGGAUCCAGGAACUGAAAGAUUUAUGGAUUAGAUUGGUAGUCAGUCAGAGUUCACCUUGCUUGAAUAACUUGGCACUGUUCAAAUUUUCAAGGUGUGAGGAAACUGAAGAUGUGCUACUUGGGGAUACAGUGCAGGAGCUGCAAGUCUGAAGGCCCUGAGCUGUGAUUUGGUGAAUCUGGGUUUAGCAUCUGGGAUGGAGAGGAACAGUUGGGCAUUAAGGUCUUGGAGAGUCAGUGGAAAUUUUUCAGUUCUCAGGAUCUUUCACAAAACCUAUUUGGUAAAGGAAUGAGGAGACCAGUGACCUUCACCUCAGGGGUUGAACUGCAUGGGCCAAAAGUGGAGAACUGGGUCUGGAGGAGGGGAAUGUAGACAGGGACUGGGUACGUGGUCUCGGAGCAGGGAUGCCCUGGGGGCUGGGGCCUUGCUUGUUUGGGGGACAUCGUGCCACCCUCUUAUAUUCUGGUACAGCCCAUAGGGAGGAGGGCUGACACUAGAUGAGGCAGAAUUUCCCACAACCCAGUGGGAUUGUGGUUCAGAUUUACAGUAAAUAAAGAUAGGGAUUUCUUUCCACUUUAAAAAAAAAAAAAAACAGAAUACAAUGUGAUGUUUUGCCUUGUAUACACCCAUUAAAUCAUCACUACAAUUGGGAUAAUGAAUAUAUGCAUCACCCCAAAAGUGUCCUCACUCCCCUCCGGGGUCCCUGGAAUGACUGAUCUGCUUUGUCACUUAAUGAUUAAUUUGAGGGACUUCCCUGGUGGUCCAGUGGUUAAGACUCUGUGCUCCCAAUACAGGGGGCCCGGGUUCGAUCCCUGGUCAGGGAACUAAAUCUCGCAUGCCACAACUAAGAGAUCUUGCAUACCGCAACAAAUAUCCCGCACGCAGGAACCAAGAUCCCACGUGCCACAACUAAGACCUGGUGCAGCCAAAUAAAUAAAUAAAUAUUUUAAAAAUAAAUAAAAUUUGUCAACCUAACCCGUUUUAAGAAAAAAAAAUUAGUUUGAUUAGUUAUCUGCAAAUCAAUCAAUGUUAUACACCACGUUAACAAUUAGAAUAAAAAUCAUAUGAUCAUCUCAACAGAUGCAGAAAAAGCUUCUGACAAAACUCAACAUCCAUUUAUGAUAAAAACUCUCAAUGAAGUGUGCAUAGAGGGAACAUACCUCAACAUAAUAAAGGCCAUAUAUGACAAGCACAUGGCUGUCAUUGAAAAAUUAAUCAGUCAAUCUAAGAAAGAAAUGGAAGAUUUUAUUUGAGCCAAAUUGAGGAUUGUUACCUGGGAACAGCCUCAAGGAAAGCUCUGAGAACUGUUCUGCCCAUUAGAGGUCAAAGCACAGUUAUGUAAGUUUUUAAGACAGAGGCUGUACAUAAAUAACGUAUUGUUGACAGUUUAUACAAUGUAGUGAAUAGUGGGUCAUGGUUCAUCGUGGUCCCUUACAAGAUUAAGAAGGAAUGUUAUCUUUUAAGUUGCCUUGUUGGUGCUGGGAGAAUGUUGCUCUUUAUAUUCUGCUGAUUGGAAAAUGUAAUAUAAUGCAGGUGCACAAAGCACAGCAGAGAGGAGAGAGGAGGCCAAAGUGCAGAGAAAAUUUUUGAUGUUUAAAUUUUUCUUGACUUGUCAUAAAAUAUGAAUUUUAUUUCACACAGCUAACAUCAUACUCAAUGGUGAAAAGCUGAAAACAUUUCCUCUAAGAGCAGGAACAAGACAGGGAUGCCUAUUCUCACCACUUUUAUUCAACAUAGUAUUGGAAGUCUUAGUCACAGCAAAUCAGACAAGAGAAAGAAAUUCCUUUUAUCUAAAUUGGAAAGGAAGAAGUAAAAUUGUCACUGCUUGCAGAUAACAUGAUACUAUAUAUAGAAAAUCCCACAGAUACCACUAAAAAACGAUUAGAACCAAUACAUGAAUUCCAUAACUUGCACAAUACAAAAUUAAUAUAACAGAAAUCUGCUGCAUUUCUAUACACUAACAAUGAUAUAUCUGAUAAAGGGCUAAUAUCCAAAAUAUACAAAGAGCAUAUACAACUCAAUAUGAAAGAAAAAAACAAAUCAAAAAACAAAUUUAAAAAUGGGCAGAGGGGGACUUCCCUGGUGGCGCAGUGGUUGAGAGUCCACCUGCCAAUGCAGGGGACACGGGUUUGUACCCCGGUCUGGGAGGAUCCCACAUGCCGCGGAGUGGCUGGGCCCGUGAGCCAUGGCCGCUGAGCCUGCGCGUCUGGAGCCUGUGCUCCACGACAG
This is a messenger RNA of Orcinus orca (killer whale), 7094 nucleotides long. RefSeq lists its product as uncharacterized. Lineage: Eukaryota; Metazoa; Chordata; Mammalia; Artiodactyla; Delphinidae. The transcript is spliced from 7 exons. Gene Ontology annotation, molecular function: beta-catenin binding; actin filament binding. The coding region runs from base 1 to 4491 and encodes 1496 amino acids. Gene Ontology annotation, cellular component: catenin complex; adherens junction. The record is from RefSeq and is a predicted model, not a curated record. Gene Ontology annotation, biological process: cell migration; cell-cell adhesion.